AUGUGUUGGGGCAACAGUAACAUCGGAAAUAAAUCCGAAGAAAAGAAGCAGCAGCAACUGCUACUGCUUUUGCUGCUGCUGAGGCUGUCACUGCUGCUGCUGCUGCUGGCUUUGCUGCCGCCGUUGUUGCUGCUGUUGCUGCGGCGAUCACCGCUGUUAUGGUUGCUGCAGUUGGUGAUCUUGCUGCUGCUGCUGCUGCUGCUGAAUCGGAAUUCAGGUGUACGUACACAUAUUGCAAUUCCUCUUCGUCUGCUCUGUAGAAAGACUCUUUCGCCGCCGCUUCCUCCUCUUGGGGAUUGUCCAUUGCAGCGUCUUGGCCGUUCAGAAGUUUCCUUGCUGAGGAAUCAAAAAGCAAAAACAAAAAUGCAAAAUAAGAAAAGUUCGAAAAUAAAAACAUUUGAUAAAAAGAUUGAAAGUUUUAAUUCGAAUUAA
This is a messenger RNA of Eimeria necatrix, 432 nucleotides long. RefSeq lists its product as hypothetical. The transcript is spliced from 3 exons. Lineage: Eukaryota; Apicomplexa; Conoidasida; Eucoccidiorida; Eimeriidae. The coding region runs from base 1 to 432 and encodes 143 amino acids. The record is from RefSeq and is a predicted model, not a curated record.